UGAAGGGGGUGACAGCAACUCCGUAGACGUUAUGUGAGGCUUCGAUAUUAUUAACUGUCUUUGUUUGACACUUCUAGGACGAUAAACAGAUAUUCCAAUAGUUAAUAUAAAUUUAUAACAUGGCUUUUCAUGGUAGCAAGUGCUGCCGCUUUAUACUAGGCAGACAUUACGAUGGCAAGGCCCUGUCAACGCAGCACGUGAAACUAUUUGCACCAAGCUCAACACCCAAGUUGCGGCGGUGGUAUUCCAGAGCUACGCAAGAGGAAAAUGAACUUGAACUCGUAUCUCUUGCAAACUCAAGUGCAGCUGUCUCUGCAACAAAAAUUGGGACGACACAGGAGCUGGCUGUACCAGUGGGCCAGAGGCAAAGGUUGAAUGAGGAAGUUCUACCCUUCUCUGCCUUCCUGACAGACAACUUUGGCAGACGGCACAGCUACCUGCGCAUUUCCCUGACGGAGAAAUGUAACCUUCGCUGUCAGUACUGUAUGCCAGAAGAGGGGGUCAAGCUCACCCCUCGCGCUCAGCUCCUGUCUACUUCUGAGGUGCUGACCGUGGCCCAGCUGUUUGUACGAGAGGGUGUGGAGAAGAUACGCCUCACUGGGGGAGAACCCCUCAUCCGACCAGACGUCCUGGACAUCAUCACGGAGCUGAGGAAGUUGGAGGGCCUGAAGACCAUCGCUGUGACCACCAACGGUAUGAACCUGGCGAGGCUGCUGCCUAAACUGAAGGAGGCUGGUCUGGACCUGCUCAACAUCAGCCUGGACACCCUGGUGCCGGCUAAGUUUGAGUUCAUCGUCCGGCGGAAAGGGUUCCACAAGGUCAUGGAAGGUAUUGACAAAGCCAUUGAGAUGGGCUAUAACCCUGUCAAGGUCAACUGUGUGGUCAUGCGGGGCCUCAACGAGGACGAGCUUCUGGACUUUGUGGCCCUGACGGAGAAGAAGCCUCUGGAAGUACGCUUCAUUGAGUACAUGCCCUUUGACGGAAACAAAUGGAACUUCAAGAAGAUGGUGAGCUACCAGGAGAUGCUGGACCGCAUUAGACAGCAGUGGCCCAGUUUGGAACAGCUUCCACUUGGAAAGACGGACACAGCCAAGACAUUUAAGGUGCCAGGCUUUCAGGGCCAGGUGGGCUUCAUCACCUCCAUGUCGGAUCAUUUCUGUGGCUCCUGCAACCGACUACGCAUCACGGCAGACGGCAACCUCAAGGUGUGUCUGUUUGGGAACACAGAGGUGUCGCUGAGGGACGUUCUGCGCUCUGGAGCUUCUGACCAGGAGCUGCUGGAUAUCAUUGGCGCCGCUGUGGGCAGGAAGAAGAAACAACAUGCAGGCAUGUUCAGCAUCUCCCAGAUGAAGAACAGACCCAUGAUCCUCAUUGGCCCCUGUCCCUGCCCAAGUCCAGAGUCUGCCAGUGGUCCUCUCCCCCCUCGUCUGUGUCCCAGAUCCUGCGAUCCUCACCUCAGCUAUGGCCCUCCAACUGUACCACUCCAGAAGUGGAAGUGGCCAACCCAGUAAGGAUGUAUCGUGCCAUUCAGGCUACACCGUUUUAACAGUGCUGCCUGAUGUCAGCUGUUCGGGAACCCACCCGUGUGGAAGGAGCCCUCAGUGGUUCCAUAUUGUCAAAAUAAUCAUUUUACAGUGGUGCCGCUGGCUCUAGUGUAGUCCCAGAGAAUAUGGGAUUGAUGACUUACUGACAACCCCCAGUUCUCAAACCAAGGCUGCUGAUUCUGACAUGCACACAAAUGCAUUGAGUCACAAUGACAUAAACUGUCUCAGGUACACACUUGCCAGGAAUCCAAACUUAAUAAAGAAUGCCUCUACAAGGACCCCUAAGAUUCCCUCCCUUUGCACACAACUGAGAAACGCUAAAACAGGGCCCCACCUAAGCCAGCAUAGCAUAAGGCAGUGCCACAGACAAACCUCCAGAGGUGACCUCCAAGCCAAACUCAAACAACCCACACAGGAGCACUUGGGGGCGGGCGCAAAUUCCUUUGACUUCCCCCAAGCCGGACAACACCACCACUGCCCAACUGACCCACAAAGCCAAGCCUCCAUGGUGGAUGUGGGCAGCAAAUCCCCCACACGUCGAAGCACCACAGCUACCAGUCACCUGGGCCCCACUGCCUUCCGACCUGCUCCGGAACAACCAUUUAGCCAAGGGUGACGCAGGCAACAUGGGCGCACUCAUCCCGCUUUGCAACCUGCUGCCCAUAUCACAGGCCGUACCAGCGUGGAGAUGGAUACGCUGACUGCGGUCGCAGUGGCAACGUUGACGCUUUACGUCAUGUGCAAGGUGGUGAGUCACAACAUCUCCAUCAGACAUCAAGCUAGACACGUGGGAAAAAGGACUUCCACCGUGAGCCCUAACCACUAACUGGACAAUGAUCUCCACGGCACAUGGAAUGAAAACCAUAUCUAACAAAGUGGAUAUUCAUCAAAUCCGUCAUGAUUUAUAUUUAAUAACAGGCCCACAAUGUGGUAACUAAAGUCUGAUUUGGAUAUAUUUGGAUGUUUUUGCUGUAUGAUACCUAGAAGUCUUUUCGGGUUUAGAACUAAAUGCUUGUGUAAACUGGUAGCAUAGCAUGCAUGCCAUAUAGAAAUUGGUGGUGGUAAUUAGUCGUUUUUAAGUGUAAUGCAAUUGAUUGGUGACGAUGACAUGAACAUGUAUUGGGGUUUACAAGCAUUCUACUCUGAUUGUUACCCCAGCAGUGUGAAUUACACAAACAAUAGCCAAAAUGUUUAUUUACGCCAUUGCAGAAAUUCUGGAUCUAUGGCCAUAGGGGGAACACAUGCGUGGUUGUUUUGGUCUAACUUUUACCUGGUCUAUACUCUUUUUUUAAUUUAGUUGGUUUAACACCGGUGGUGAUUUGAUAACUACAUUUCCCAAGUUGACCGAAUAAAAAAUGUAAUCGA
Messenger RNA from Salvelinus namaycush (lake trout), 2909 nucleotides. It is a transcript of the gene mocs1, whose product is annotated as molybdenum cofactor synthesis 1. Bases 120 to 1511 code for a protein of 463 amino acids. The transcript has 11 exons. Gene Ontology annotation, molecular function: GTP 3',8'-cyclase activity; cyclic pyranopterin monophosphate synthase activity; 4 iron, 4 sulfur cluster binding. Lineage: Eukaryota; Metazoa; Chordata; Actinopteri; Salmoniformes; Salmonidae. Gene Ontology annotation, biological process: Mo-molybdopterin cofactor biosynthetic process. The record is from RefSeq and is a predicted model, not a curated record.